Messenger RNA from Cuscuta campestris, 1043 nucleotides. The record is from the annotation of a GenBank genome assembly. Lineage: Eukaryota; Viridiplantae; Streptophyta; Magnoliopsida; Solanales; Convolvulaceae.
CUGCAAUUUCUCCGUCGGUCGCGCCCUCCUCCCGCCGCCGCCGCCGCAGUCAACCUCCGCCUUAUCUCCCUCUCUCAUUCGGUUAUGCUUGUAUUUAUUAUGUUGUAGUGGCAGAUUCAUAUUUAUAUCUAAAGAUUUGCUCUUCUUGUUCGCGCCUUCCUCGAACCCUAGCUUGCAGAUCCGUUGCUAGUUCUUUUGUUAAUUUUGUUUUUCCUCCGCCGGUGGCGAGGAUAAUUGAUUGAAUCGGAGGAAUGUCGGCAAUGAAGGCAACGGGCCGGUUCUUCACGAUCGGGCUCGUGGCGGCUUGGUACUCCUCCAACAUUGGGGUUUUGCUGCUGAACAAGUACUUGCUCAGCAAUUAUGGAUUCAAAUACCCGAUCUUUCUAACCAUGUGUCACAUGACGGCCUGCUCUCUGCUUAGCUACAUUGCCAUUGCCUGGAUGAAGAUGGUCCCGAUGCAGACUAUAAGAUCUAGGGUUCAGUUCUUGAAGAUCUCUGCCUUGAGCCUUGUCUUUUGUGCUUCUGUGGUCAGUGGAAACAUCUCUCUCCGGUACUUGCCGGUUUCCUUUAACCAGGCAAUCGGCGCCACCACGCCCUUCUUCACAGCCGUGUUUGCCUAUUUGAUUACUCUGAAAAGAGAGGCUUGGUUGACUUACAUUACUCUUAUCCCUGUCGUUACAGGCGUGGUCAUAGCUAGUGGGGUAUGAUUUUUCUUUGUUUUGUUUCGUCUUCUAUUUUUAGAUGAAUUCUUUCAAUCUCUUUAGCUUUGCGCAUUCUUCGUUAAUUUGUUAUAGCAAUUUCCAUAGACAUGAAAGAUAACAUCUUUUGGAGGCAUGUUUUUGGAGCUACCAUUAUUUCCUUAGCCAUAAGAAUAGCUGUUACUAAACUGCUACUGGAUCAAUGAACCUAUUCCAACAUUCUGUUUCUUUGGGAUUUCUUUUCUUCUGCUAUUUGCCUAUUUGAUCAGCUUCACUUAUCCUAUGCAUUUAGAGUUUUUUUUGCUCAGCUCAUUUUUUUGGGAAGUAUAAAUAACAGAUCAUACU